Staurois parvus is the source of this 924-nucleotide messenger RNA. Lineage: Eukaryota; Metazoa; Chordata; Amphibia; Anura; Ranidae. The record is from the annotation of a GenBank genome assembly.
AUGCGCAGGCCUGGUAUGGACUAUGCCCCCCAGCCUUUGUCUGGUGGAAUGGCAAGAGGAAUUAAGAGGAAGAUGGCUCAGCCAUUCAAGGCUCCUGUAGGUUUUGGCAAAAAACCAAAGCUGGCAAAAGCUGGAGCAAACCAAACCACCAAACCUGCUCCUGCACCAGAGCCAGUUGAUCCAGAAGAGGAGGAGAAGCGCCGCACAGAGGCAAGAAGGGAGAAACAGAGGCGUAGAAGAGAGAAGAACAGUGAAAAAUACGGAGAUGGGUACAGAAUGGCCUUUACCUGCUCAUUCUGCAAGUUCAGAUCAUUUGAAGAAAAGGGUAUUGAGGAUCACUUGGCCAGUGAAGCUCAUCAGGAGAUGCUUGAUCAUAUCCAAAAACAAACCAAAUUUGACAAGCCUGUUAUGGAGUUUUUGCAUGAAUGCAUCGUUAACAAGUAUAAGAAAACUGCUGCACGUAAAGCCCCAACCAAUAAUCAAAAUGAAGCUGCAAAAGCUCCCGAGAAAGAUAUUAUGGAAGGUGUUACUCCAGAUGAUCACAUGAUGAAAGUUGAAACUGUACACUGCAGUGCCUGCAGUGUGUAUGUUCCUGCUUUACACAGCUCUGUGCAGCUGCACCUGAAAUCUGCUGAUCACUCAAAGAGCAAGCUGGCUUACAAAGAUCAGAUAAAGAGAGAAAGCAUCUUGACUGCAACAAGCAUAUUGAACAACCCACUUGUAAAGGCAAGAUAUGAACUCUAUUUGAAGGGUGAAAAUCCAUUUGAAACUCAUGUUGAAGAAGCUGCUCAAGAAACGGUUACUGAGGAUGCUGAAGCUGCUGCUACUGUACCAGAGAGUGAUGCAGCCAACACUGGGGAAGCUGCAGCAGACAAUGAAGAAGACUUCACUGCUGAUCCAUUGACCUCAACUGAUGAAAAUUAG